CAAGUCCCAGCUCUUCUCCCAUAGACACUCGUUCUUUUGCAAAAAAAAAAAAAAAAAAAAAAGAAAAGAAAAGAAAGAAAGAAAUUAACAUGAAAUGAAAAAAGGAAAAUAAAAUCCAAUGGAGGGAAGAUCCGGCUCAUCUGACCUGCUCUCCCCCCUUGGAGCGAAUCCUUCUAGCAAAUUUCUGCUGCAUAAUUAAAGAUCUAACUGAAAGAAGGUGGCUUCUUUCCUCAGGAACGGAAGGUGAUGGAGGGAGACUGUGCUGGAAAUUAAUUUUGCCAAAAGUCUUUAAGCAGUGGGGGAAUUUAUUUGUAUUUCUGCUUCCCCUUCUCUCCCCCUUCCAGCAUUUCUGCCUUUUUCCCCCAGCAGCUGGUUCCUGUUCAUUAUAAAUCGGCGAGACCUUUCAGUCUCUGCCCUCUGUUUAGGGACGUAAUAAAACACUUAACUUUCCGGGGCUGAGACUUACAUUCUGCUCCUCAGGUCGCCCACCCCCGCGCCCACCGCCUUUAGGCCCCAAAGGAGACUCUUUCCAACUUUGGGGCCCCUUUCCCCUCCAGACCUGGUUUAGGAGGGGCUCAAGGAAACCCAGGCAUCCUGGUUGGGAAGCUGCAACACAUGCUUCCCCAGAAGCCCUUUCUUGCUUCCAAGAUCCUUCCUUCCCUUACCCACCCAUAAAAGAGAUUUAAAAAUACAUGGAAAAUCAACACUCAUUGAAAGUGAAACCUCAUUAAGACAUCCUAUCUUCCAUCAUUCAAUUUGUUGAACAUUGCAACAAUUUAAUAUCUUGAAGGAAAUAUCACUGACAUGAUUUAUCCCUCCAGCAAUCUCUCUCUGAAAUGGGGGGGGGUGAUGAGGAGGGAGGGUAUUUACUCUCUCUUCUGGCCUGUCCUGUGUGUUGCACAGCUACCCCUAGGGCAGAAUUGAGGCUGGAAACUCUGAGAGCAGCUACUUGUGUCCAGGGGUGCACUGGCUAGUCCCUUAGCUCAUCCCCCUGGGUCUUCCACUCCCUCCCCAGUUCUCUCUCCCUCUUGCCCUCCAGGGGGCCUGGAGCCCCAGCCAGCUGUUGGAAACCUCUGUCCAGGCAUGUCAUGAAUUCGAAGACAGCUGGAUUCUAGAGCGAAAAGCAGCUCAAGCUGGUGCUGGUGUCUGUGUACCUGCCAUGUCACCCCAAAAUGAGACAACUCAUCUCAGAAUUUCUUUCUUAAUUUUAAGAAUCCUUCUCUAGACUUUCACUGUCUCCUUGGGGAGAGGAAAGUAUGGUCCAAGAGGGGGAACCUUUAUAAUUACAGGGCGUUUUCCCUCUGCCUUUCUAAAUACCAACAAUUUCCCUCCUCUCUGAAGGAUUAGGGCUGCAUUUUGAAAAGCUAACACCAACUGUUUCACAGGAAGACUCUUCAAUCCCAUAACGAGGUUCAUGCAUUAACUAACAUGUCUCCAUCAGCUCCUACACACUGUCUGCUUUUGGGUUCGAAACUUUAUUUUUCCCCCCUAGCGACACUCCAGGGAAGCCUUAACGUUACAGAAGAUGAAUAAACGAGUUUUUUCCCAGCGUAGUCCCGUUUAUGGCUUUAUUGCUACCCAUUGAUUACUCCGCUUUGUUACACAGAAGGAAAAGAUCAUAAAAUCUGGCGACAUCCGGGUUCUUGUUAUAGCCAGUCUCCCCCCCCCCCAAAAAUGGUGAGGGGAAAAUAUGAGCUUCCACUGCUCCCUUUGCUUGUCCAACCGCCCCACUCUUUGUCAACUCAAAGUAUUUUCAGCCUAUGUUACGAUAUCAAAUUAAGUUUGGAUUAAUCAGGGGAAAAAAGCCCAUCUGCACACCUUCCGCUGUUUCUGUUCGCCCAUUGCGGCUCCCUCAGAAGCCUCGGACUCAGCUGCCUUUCCCUAACCUUCUCUUCCUUUUUCUCAGCCCCAAGGUGGGAAGAAAAUAAGAGUAGGGGCUGCUGAGAGGCCCGGACCCCAUCAGGUGUGGCUGGCCCUUGGGUGAGAGCUCCCCAGGAAAACUAGGCUGGAAUCUCCAAGCCCCAGAGCUCAGGUCCAGGAACACCUCCCUUGGCAGGGCAGAGUCUGAGGGGGCAGGGGCUUCUGACCUGGGUGGGGGCUUGAGCCUGCAACAUGCUCACUGUCCAUCAGAGCCCCAUCAGCCUUCUUUUUCUGGCUGGAUCCUAGUGAAUUACCCCAACCGGCCCUGGCUGGCUCCAAAUCAUAAAUUCUCACCAACAUAAACAGGAGUUGAUGUGUCUAGAAAGACACUCAGAGUUUUCUUCUUUCCUUCUUCCUUCCUUUUCCUCUCUCUCCCACCUUUUACUUCUUUCUCUUCCUUGCCUAUUGUAUUUUUUUCCAAUAAAUUUUCCCUUUUGGGCAAAAAUGCUGCAGGAGUUUCCCCAAAAAGAGGGUCCUGAGGAGGAGGUGGAGGGGGGCUAGGAGGAAGAAGCAGCAGCUCCUUUGCACACCUCACCUUCGCCACUGCACCCUGAAGUCUUGCCCUUCCCUUGUAAGACUUAGUAGCUCCCCACUUGCCCCCUACACCCCAGACUCUCAGACACACUCUCCUUCCUCUGAGCAUCCUGUUUUAUGCAACUUCUUUCUACUUUUGAUUUUUAAAAAAUUAUUUGGAAAAAAAUAUACUGGUUUAGUGAUGGGGACUCACACCAUGAAGUGUCAAACCAGGAUUUCCUGUAGGAUUUCUGGGGAUCCCCCUGAGCUGAGAGGGAGCUCCUCCUCCCAUGGGGGAAUCAGGAUGUAAUUUUAGAAGGGAGCAUAUAUAAAAGAUGAAAUCAGAUUGAACAUACAGGGAUUUCUCCAGCCCUGGCUCUGGUCACAGCACAGCAAAGUUAACUGGGGCUGAGAGAUUUGCUGGGAGUGCAGCUCUCUUUUUCUGGGCCCCAAGGCCCUGCUCACGAACAUUCACCCUUCCUUCACCUUCAAAUCAGUUACCUUUCAUAUAUAUUUUAAAGAAAUCCAAGUCUUACUUUCAAAGCACACACUUAGUCUCAACUAGGGAAUCAACAGAAGCAGAAGCGAUUUUUUUCCCCCUUCUUGACAUCUGGCUUGCGAUUGGCUGGAAGGGGGUCAGCUGACUUUGUCAUUUUGUCUGUCCUGGAUUGGAGCCGUCCCUAUAACCAUCUAGUUCCGAGUACAAACUGGAGACAGAAAUAAAUAUUAAAGAAAUCAUAGCCCGACCAGGUAAAGGCAAAGGGAUGAAUUCCUACUUCACUAACCCUUCCUUAUCCUGCCACCUCGCCGGGGGCCAGGACGUCCUCCCCAACGUCGCCCUCAAUUCCACCGCCUAUGAUCCAGUGAGGCAUUUCUCGACCUAUGGAGCGGCCGUUGCCCAGAACCGGAUCUACUCGACUCCCUUUUAUUCGCCACAGGAGAAUGUCGUGUUCAGUUCCAGCCGGGGGCCGUAUGACUAUGGAUCUAAUUCCUUUUACCAGGAGAAAGACAUGCUCUCAAACUGCAGACAAAACACCUUAGGACAUAACACACAGACCUCAAUCGCUCAGGAUUUUAGUUCUGAGCAGGGCAGGACUGCGCCCCAGGACCAGAAAGCCAGUAUCCAGAUUUACCCCUGGAUGCAGAGAAUGAAUUCGCACAGUGUGUGUUUUGUGCCCGGAUCUCUAGGGGUCGGCUAUGGAGCGGACCGGAGGCGCGGUCGCCAGAUCUACUCGCGGUACCAGACCCUGGAACUGGAGAAGGAAUUUCACUUCAACCGCUACCUAACGCGGCGCCGGCGCAUCGAGAUCGCCAACGCGCUGUGCCUGACCGAGCGACAGAUCAAAAUCUGGUUCCAGAACCGCCGGAUGAAGUGGAAAAAAGAGUCUAAUCUCACGUCCACGCUCUCAGGGGGCGGUGGAGGGGCAGCGGCUGACAGCCUGGGCGGAAAAGAGGAAAAGCGGGAAGAGACAGAAGAGGAGAAGCAGAAAGAGUGACCAGGACUGUCCCUGCCACCCCUCUCCUGCUCCCUCGCUCCCCCCAGCUCCCUCCUAAUCACACACUCUGUAUUUAUCACUGGCACAAUUGAUGUGUUUGGACUCCCCGAGACAAAAUUAGGGCGUCAAAUAUGGACCUGAAAAGUCAACUUUGGACCCCCCUCCCUCACCGCACAAACUCUUUCACCAGGCGCCUCCUCCUCCUCGCUCCCGCUAGCUCGUUCUCGGCUUGUCUGCAGGCCCCUUCCCCCGCCCAGGCCUUGGGGCUCUCCCCAGAACCUCGCUUCAGACUCCACAGAUCUUCCUCCAAACGAGGACUUGGCCUCCCACCCCUUCGGCGCCCCCCACCCCCGCCCCCGCGCAGAGAGCCGGCUCCCGGGCCCGGGGGCCUCCGCUCCGGGGCCUCAGGGCCCGGCCUGGCCGCCGGGGAGGGCGGGAGGCCCAAGGAGGGCGCGUCGUGGCCCCACAGCAACCCCCAGGGCCUCCCCGCAGCCCCCGCCCGGCCCCUCUGCCCCAGCAAAUGCCCAGCCCAGGCGAAUUGUAUUUAAAGAAUCCUGGGGGUCAUUAUGGCAUAUUACAAACUGUGACCGUUUCUGUGUGAAUAUUUUUAGCUGUAUUUGUGGUCUCUGUAUUUAUAUUUAUGUUUAGCACCGUCCGUGUUCCAAUCCCACCUUAAAAAGAAAAAAAAAAAAGAGGGAAAAUUACAAAAAGAGAGGAAAAAAAGUGAAUGACGUUUGUUUAGCCAGUAGGAGAAAAAAAUAAAUUAAAAAAAUCCCCUCGUGUUACCCUCCUGUAUAAAUCCGACCUCUGGAUCCGUUCUCGAAUAUUUAAUAAAACUGAUAUUAUUUUUAAAUGUU
Camelus dromedarius (Arabian camel) is the source of this 4786-nucleotide messenger RNA. RefSeq names its product homeobox C6 (gene HOXC6). Gene Ontology annotation, molecular function: RNA polymerase II cis-regulatory region sequence-specific DNA binding; DNA-binding transcription factor activity, RNA polymerase II-specific. The transcript is spliced from 2 exons. NCBI's taxonomy places the organism in Eukaryota, Metazoa, Chordata, Mammalia, Artiodactyla, Camelidae. Gene Ontology annotation, cellular component: nucleus. The coding region runs from base 3198 to 3929 and encodes 243 amino acids. Gene Ontology annotation, biological process: regulation of transcription by RNA polymerase II; anterior/posterior pattern specification. The record is from RefSeq and is a predicted model, not a curated record.